AUGGCGACAGACUCCGCGUUCCUCGCCGAGGUGGAAGACUUCCUGGUCUCGUUCGACCUGCCGACGUUCCCGACGCUCCGCACACUGGCCAGCGAUGGGAACAGCGACGAGGCCUUACCCAUCGACGCUGUGUCGAAGCAUGAGGAAGCUCCACAACCUCUGCCGUCCAGUACUUCGGCUGCUUUGAAGAAGACGCCUCUGGACGCCGCUACGAAGCUGGAGCUCGAGAGAGCGAAAGACCGCAAGCGACGCAGCGCAUACCGCGAACGUCGGAGGGCCGAGAAGGAGACUCUGCAGAAACAAGUGGGGGAGCUCUCGGAAGAAAAGGUGGCGCUCAAGAAGAUUAAAGACGCCGAGAGGUCCGUCGCAUCGGCGGCGUGGGAGAUGGUGGCCAAGCGCCAAUUGCAGGCACGACUGAAUGCCGAGGAGAAGCAGCGUCGGUUAAUCCAGGCGGUCGAGUCUCAAGCGAAUGUGAUUGAGGAGUUCAAGGGUUUCAUGCAUGAGCGUCUCAGUAUUGUGGACGACACGGGCGAUGCGAUCUACAAACAGAAGCGGAUUCGUCUGGAGCCUUCCGACGCGGAGUUCUACAAGGCUUUUGCAGACGAAUUGGAUGCCAUCUAUGCUCACACCGACGAAGCGUUGAAGGCGUAUGGAUUGGACUCGACGGAUGCAGGUUGGGACGGACCGAGACGGAAGUGGAACGAGGAAGGAGACGGCGGGUACUACGUGUAUGCUGAUAAGCACGUGAUGCCAUUUGACUUCAAACACAUCUGUAAGUUUACAUGGAAAGUGGCGCAGUUGGAUCAUCGCCAAGAGGAUCGUGAGCAUUACGACGGCAUCGAAAGCCCUGAAAACACGUCGGCAUUCAAGUUUCGAGUUACCACCCGCCUCAACUCGGGUAGAACUGUGUCGGUACUCCAGCGUGCAGUUGUUCGUCGUUACCUAACCGACGAUCGAUCGGUAGUUGUGUGGCGAUCGUUUACCGAAGGCGAAGGAGUUUUCAUGGGCAUGCACGCUGAUGAACGUGGAUGGUGUGUGUCCAUUCCCCUGCCGAGUUCACCGAAGUCGAGAACGUUGACGCGAACAAUGAUGCGGCACGUGCCAAUGCAUUUCAGCUCGAAAUCUGUGCAGGCACCUGAUGCGAAGCAGUUUACCGGGUUUGUCCUGGACACGGGGACCGAAGAUGCUAACGAGAUUGCGAGCAGACUGGAAACAUUGCUGCUGCACGAUAAGUGA
Phytophthora sojae is the source of this 1236-nucleotide messenger RNA. RefSeq lists its product as hypothetical. The transcript has a single exon. The record is from RefSeq and is a predicted model, not a curated record. The coding region runs from base 1 to 1236 and encodes 411 amino acids. Lineage: Eukaryota; Oomycota; Peronosporomycetes; Peronosporales; Peronosporaceae.